AUGCUGCGUGAAACGUUUUAUUCGCUGAUCUUCGCACUUGUCGUUGCUCAGCUGGAGGCCACGCCCAUCGUGAAUGAAGGCAAUGAACUUGUGCGACAUACGCGACACAUUGGAGUGCCCAGCUAUGCUGGCUAUGGAGGUGGCUACGGUGGAGGCUUUGGAGGUGGCUAUGGCGGUGGCUACGGUGGCGGCUAUGGUCGAAGUCUAGGCGCUGGUAGCUUUGUUGGCGGUGGCAUUGGCUUUGCCAAGUUCAAAGGUAUUGGCUUUGGCGGUUUUUUGGGCUGA
Drosophila hydei is the source of this 285-nucleotide messenger RNA. RefSeq lists its product as uncharacterized. The coding region runs from base 1 to 285 and encodes 94 amino acids. The transcript is spliced from 2 exons. The record is from RefSeq and is a predicted model, not a curated record. Lineage: Eukaryota; Metazoa; Arthropoda; Insecta; Diptera; Drosophilidae.